Funneliformis geosporum is the source of this 162-nucleotide messenger RNA. Lineage: Eukaryota; Fungi; Glomeromycota; Glomeromycetes; Glomerales; Glomeraceae. The record is from the annotation of a GenBank genome assembly.
AUGAGAAUCUGUCGUACUAAUGUCUUUUAUCAGGACUUAUAUAUUUCAAUCCGAUUGUUAAGUUCACAACAUUCGAUGCAACGUGAUAUCUUCAUGACUCAGGAUAACGCGAAUAACAUAGCAUGUGUGCUUAGAAAGAAAGACACGAGGGAAAAGAUUUAA